AUGUCACGCCCUCUACCAUUGGCUGGGGGUCACGUGGUGUCGGAAAGCAAACGAAGACAUACCUCUUCCACUGUCGAGCCUCGCUCUGAUAUCGCGCGUCUGGUCCUGAGCGUUUCGGAUAAAACGGGCAGAAAACCCCCGACAUGGUGUAGGAGGAUAUCGGGGCGAAAUCGCGACGCGACGGCAGCGAAGACGCGCCGCAGGAGGAGCGACAAACAACAACAAGGCCCUGGGCCGAGGCACAGGAGAGCCAUUCAGAAGAGCCGGGGUUCAAAGGUCAGGAGAGCCGAGGGCACCAUGGAGAGUGAGCCAGCUGCCCCCCCCUCCAUGGCCGGCACCGGCGGACCGCCCCCCCCAGCACCAGCCCCACCACCGCCCCCGUCCGCCGCCUCCAGCACCACCACCACCGCCGCCGCCGCCGCCUCCAGCAGCGGUGGCACUGGGAGUACUGGGGCUGGCGCGGGCCACGCCUGCACCACCAGCGGCAGCACCAGUGUCCUCCCCAGUAGCACCAGUACCAGACAGGCCGUGCCUCAGAUCUCCGUCUACAGCGGGAUCUCAGACCGCCAGACUGUUCAGGUGAUCCAGCAGGCGUUGCACCGGCAGCCCAACACCGCUGCCCAGUACCUGCAGCAGAUGUACGCCGCGCAGCAGCAGCACCUGAUGCACAGCCUGAGCACCGCCCAGCUGCAGAGCCUACAGGCCAGUAUGGCGGUUGGCAGGCAGGGUUCCUCCCAGAACGGCACCUCGUCCCAGCAGGGGGCCUCCUCCCAGACCACGAUCAACCUCACCACGUCGUCUGGCGCCGCCCAGCUCAUCAGCCGCGCCCAGAGUGUAAGCUCCGCCCCCACCAGUAUUUCCCAGCAGGCCGUGCUGCUCGGGAGCCCGUCCAACCCCACCACCCUCACCGCCAGCCAGGCACAGAUGUACCUGCGGGCUCAGAUGCAGGUUGCCAGGAGCCUGGGCCGAGCUGUCCCCCUGUCGUCUCAGCUCAUCUUCACACCCACUGCCACGGUAACGGCUGUCCAAUCAGAGAGCUCCGCGCAGUCCUGCCAGAACCAGGUCCAGAACCAGGUCCAGAACCUGGCCAUGCGGGGCCAGCAGGGGGCCUCCAUGGGCCCUCAGGCCCUCAGCCUGAAGCAGGGCCCGGUGCCCAUCCAGCCGGCCUCCAUGAUCCGCAACCCCUGUCCCCAGGGCGCCGCCGCGGGGGCGGGGCUUGUGGGGAAGGGGGCGGGGCUCGCGGACGGCCCUCCGGAGGCGGGGAAGAAGGCGGAGCCGGAGGUGCGCGCCAUCAACAUGAGCCGCAACAACAACAACGUGACGGCCGCGCCGCCGCUCAUCGCCCCGGCCUACACCCAGAUCGGGCCCCACUCUCUGGUCACCCAGCACAAACAGCAGCACCACCACCAGCACCACCAGUUUGUGAUGCAGCAGAGCGCCCAGUCCUCCCAGCGGGCCCAGGGCCAGCUGCUGCAGACGGCCUCCAUCCAGCCCUGCCCGCACCCCGUCCCCGUGCUGCCCAAGCCGGGGCCCCACCCGCCCGCCGGGCCCCACCAGGCCACCAUCUUCCACUCCACCAUCAACCCCCAGGCCCUGCACGCGUCCCUGGGCCACGCCAAGGCCCAGCCCGUGCAGCUCACCGCCAUCAACCUGCAGAUCCAGCCCACGCAUCAACAGCAGCAGCAACCACCACCGCACGUAGCUCCACCACCACCGCCUCCACCUCCACCUCCACCUCCACCCCAGCCCAGCAAGCCCGUAGAACCGCAGCCCAAGGCCAGCCUGCCCGCGCCCCCGGCUGGGCCCACGCAAGCAGAAGGGGUUUCGGACAAGAAGCCGCGGACUCCCCCUCCCCCGGCCGCUCCUCAGCCCGCUCCCCCGGCCAUGACCUCGGGCCACGGGGACGAGUCUCCCGCAGUGACGGCCAGCGCGCCGCACAACGGGGAGAACAAGCCGCCCCAGGCCAUCGUUAAGCCGCAGGUGCUCACGCAUGUCAUCGAGGGCUUCGUGAUCCAGGAGGGAGCCGAGCCGUUCCCCGUGUGUGUGGAGCGUCUCCCCGUCCUGAUCCACAGCCCCAGGAAGUCGGACCACCAGCUAUCGGACGACCCGGACAAGACCCCCGCCAGCCACGCCGCCAACACGGACUCCGAGCCCGAUGACCUGAUCCAGCACGAUAAGGAGGAGGAGGACGAGCCCAAGCUGACCUGUGAGUACUGCGGCUGGGUCGACUUCGCCUACAAGUUCAAGGGCUCCAAGAGGUUCUGCUCCGUGGUGUGUGCCAAGAGGUACAACGUGGGCUGCUCCAAGAGGAUGGGGCUCUUUCGGCCGGAGAGGAGUAAACCCACCAACCACUGGCGCAAGAGGACCCAGGCCCGGCCCGCCAGCGAGGCCAAGAAACGGAAGUCCCCCCCGUCCCCCCACCAGACGCAGGGCGGCUCGGUGUCGUCCCCCCACGCGUCGCAGCCCAGCCAGGACGGCUCCACGCCCUGCUCCGACAUGUCGAGCUACGAGGAGCCCCCGUCCCCGCUGUCGGCCGCCAGCUCCGGACCCCCGCCCCCGGCCCCCGCCAACGGGCCCCCACCGGCGGCCCCGCCCGCCGCCGCCGCCACCUCCGCCCGCGUCCUCCGUCAGUCCGGCCGGGGGUCGGACCCCGAGGUCCUCGAGGCCCGGGACCUGGACCACCACCGCGGCGGCGGCGGCGGCGGCGGCGGUGGCGGCGGCGGCGGCGGCGGCGCGUCCCCCCGCCACUUCCUGCCCUGCGACCCCACCAAGUGGAACGUGGAGGAGGUGUCCGAGUUCAUCCGCUCCCUGCCCGGCUGCCAGGAGAUUGCGGACGAGUUCCGGUCCCAGGAGAUCGACGGGCAGGCCCUGCUGCUGCUGAAGGAGGACCACCUGAUGAGCACCAUGAACAUCAAGCUGGGCCCCGCCCUCAAGAUCUACGCCCGCAUCAACAUGCUCAAGGACUCCUAGCCGGCGACCCCAAUCAGCCCGGGCGUCUUGUCUUGUGUGUCUUAGUGUGCUGGUGGGCGAGCGAGGCAGGGAUGAGUGGGAGGGGAAAGAGAGAGAGGACCUGACGUGGGGGUUGGCCCUCGGUCCGGACCUGGCCUGUCUGUGAGGUCGUGUCACCGAGGUCGGGGUUCGUUCUGAGGAAGAGGAGGUGGGAGGUCUGAGGGAAGAGCAGGGUGUUUUCAACAACGUCGCCGCACCGUUUGUGUUGGAUUGGUCGGAGGAAGGAACGGUGUGGUUCUCCGGAAACCCGGCGUUCUUUCGGUCGUGCGGUGAAAUCGGCAAGGGGAGCGGGAACGUCGAAGGAGAAGUUUGUGUUUUGAACUUAACGGAAAAAAUAAUGGAUUUUUUUUUUUUAAAUGCAAUAAUUGUACGAGGGGACGAGCAGACGGGCGUGACCCCCCCCCGUCAGGGCGGCGGGGUGACGACCGGUUCA
Molecule: messenger RNA, 3442 nt
Organism: Gadus chalcogrammus (walleye pollock)
Lineage: Eukaryota; Metazoa; Chordata; Actinopteri; Gadiformes; Gadidae
Product: polyhomeotic-like protein 2
Exons: 15
Coding region: 1-2970 (989 amino acids)
Cellular component (GO): PRC1 complex; nucleus
Molecular function (GO): zinc ion binding; protein binding
Source: RefSeq, a predicted model, not a curated record